Mirounga angustirostris (Northern elephant seal) is the source of this 1199-nucleotide messenger RNA. RefSeq names its product chymotrypsin like (gene CTRL). The transcript has 7 exons. NCBI's taxonomy places the organism in Eukaryota, Metazoa, Chordata, Mammalia, Carnivora, Phocidae. The record is from RefSeq and is a predicted model, not a curated record. The coding region runs from base 1 to 807 and encodes 268 amino acids. Gene Ontology annotation, biological process: proteolysis. Gene Ontology annotation, molecular function: serine-type endopeptidase activity.
AUGCCUGCCACAAUUUUGCUGCUCAGUCUGACCCUUAACUUGGUCCUCCUCGGCUCCUCCUGGGGCUGCGGCAUUCCUGCUAUCAAGCCGGCACUGAGCUUCAGCCAGAGGAUUGUCAACGGAGAGAAUGCAGUGUCGGGCUCCUGGCCCUGGCAGGUGUCCCUGCAGGACAGAAGCGGCUUCCACUUCUGCGGGGGUUCCCUCAUCAGCCAGUCUUGGGUGGUCACUGCUGCCCACUGCAAUGUCAGCCCUGGCCGCCACGUUGUUGUCCUGGGCGAGUACGACCGAUCAUCCAAUGCUGAGCCUUUGCAGGUCCUGUCCAUCUCAAAGGCCAUCACGCACCCUUUCUGGAACCCCACCACCCUAAACAAUGACCUGACACUACUGAAGCUUGCCUCCCCUGCCCGGUACACAAAACGCGUCUCACCAGUCUGCCUGGCUUCCCCAGAUGAGGCGCUGCCUGCAGGCUUCAAGUGCGCCACCACUGGCUGGGGACGCCUCAGCGGCGUGGGCAAUACGACCCCAGUGCGCUUACAGCAGGUGGCUCUGCCCCUGGUCACCGUGAAUCAGUGCAGGCAAUACUGGGGCUCACGCAUCACCGACUCCAUGAUCUGUGCAGGCGGCGCAGGGGCCUCCUCAUGCCAGGGAGACUCCGGAGGCCCUCUCGUCUGCCAGAAAGGGAACACAUGGGUGCUUACUGGCAUCGUCUCGUGGGGUACCAGCAACUGCAACGUGCGCCAGCCUGCCAUAUACACUCGGGUUAGUAAGUUCAGCACCUGGAUCAACCAGGUCACAGCCUACAACUAAGCCUACCACAGGCCCUCUCCCCACCUCAAUCCAAUAAAGACCCCAUGCUCUGUCCUCUUGUGUAUUCUUGUCUGUCCUUUCAAGGGAAAGGAGAGACUCUCGGGAGUCCCCCUCCCCACUUGGGACUCUGACUUCUGGCAUGGCAGAUGUUGAGUCAGAUCUUCCUAGAGUAGCCAUGCCAAGGCCAGGCCCCCCAUCUCUCCUCUUCCUAGGUAACCCCCUGGUCCACAGCAAGGAGCCUGGGCUGUCAGAAUGGAUGGGGAGCCUUCCCUGGGGAGGGCAGCCUGUUUAUUGAAUACAGAGGAUACAUUUACAACCGGGGUACACAAAAUAAAUAACUGCACAUUCUCCAGCCAUGGUCCAUGGCAUAAAGGCCCAAUCUCCAAAUGCCC